AUGCAAAACUGCGUCGUUGGGUCUCCGGAGACCUUGUUCUUGGGGUGGUGCAAAAUGGGUUGUCUCAUCUCUCAACUGGCGGCGAAGUUUGCCUUCUUUCCACCGUCGCCGGCGACUUAUCAGGUGAAGAAGCGCGAGGACGGGAGGCUCGCGGCGGUCUCGACGACGUCGUCGAUGCCGAUAUCUUUGGAUGAUAGUUCUUUGGAUGUGUUGUUGCUAGAUACAAAGAGAGGCAACAAAAUCGUUGCUUUCUAUUUGAAGAACCAUUAUGCGAGGCUCACAGUUCUCUACUCUCAUGGAAAUGCGGCUGAUCUGGGACAGCUCUAUGACCUCUUUGUUCAGCUCAAAGCCAAUCUCAGAGUCAAUCUCAUGGGGUCUGUUCUCGCAUGUCUUCACUUGGAUUUUGGUGUUUGUGUGUAG
This is a messenger RNA of Ilex paraguariensis (yerba mate), 420 nucleotides long. The record is from the annotation of a GenBank genome assembly. Lineage: Eukaryota; Viridiplantae; Streptophyta; Magnoliopsida; Aquifoliales; Aquifoliaceae.